AUGACGCACUACAUUCAAGACUUUGUUCAUGAGCUUUCGCUACGUGAUCCAGAGGCUUUUUGGUCCAAACAAGCCGAAAAUCUCUACUGGCACAAGAUGCCGUCGCGUGCAUUGUCUCAGAACAUGAAGGAAGUAGCCAAUGACGCUAGCUAUCAACACUGGUCCUGGUUCCAGGACGGCGAGUUCUCCACGACUUACAAUUGCGUUGAUCGACAUGUCAAGGCUGGGCGGGGCAAUGACAUCGCAAUUAUCUGGGAGUCGCCAGUAACGAAAACUACAGAGACCUAUAGCUACCGACAGCUUUUGGAGCAAGUGGAGCUUUUUGCUGGGGUAUUACCUGAGGAAGGGGUGAAGAAGGGAGAUACCGUCGUUAUUUAUAGUAUUUGA
Messenger RNA from Talaromyces amestolkiae, 387 nucleotides. RefSeq lists its product as uncharacterized. Bases 1 to 387 code for a protein of 128 amino acids. The record is from RefSeq and is a predicted model, not a curated record. The transcript has a single exon. Lineage: Eukaryota; Fungi; Ascomycota; Eurotiomycetes; Eurotiales; Trichocomaceae.